This is a messenger RNA of Trifolium pratense (red clover), 1673 nucleotides long. RefSeq lists its product as uncharacterized. Lineage: Eukaryota; Viridiplantae; Streptophyta; Magnoliopsida; Fabales; Fabaceae. The coding region runs from base 72 to 1520 and encodes 482 amino acids. The record is from RefSeq and is a predicted model, not a curated record. The transcript has 3 exons.
GUACCCCUAACAAAUAACUAAGCCUCCAAACUUUUCAGUUGCUACGAAUUAAGGGCAGAAUUGCCACUAACAUGGCCGCUGCUACUAACACUAACACUACUACUCAAACAGAGGAGCAUGUGAUUUUAAAACUUCUGUUGAACGAAAAGGGUAACAAAGUGCUUUUUGCUGAAGCUGGAAAGGACUUUGUAGACAUUCUCUGUAGCUUUCUAACAAUCCCUUUAGGCACUAUUGCAAGACUUGCAGAGAAGCAAUCUAUCAUUGGGCUGGUUAAUGUUGGUUGCCUUAACUCACUCUAUAAAAGCGUUGCAGAUCUUGAUCAAGGUUGUUUCUCUACUGAUACAAUCAAACAAAUGUUGCUGGAACCAAUUAACGCAGCGGAAGAUUAUUGUAAUACUCUUGUACUCAACAUUGAUGACACUCAACCCACCAAGUACUUUGCAUGUGGCCAAUAUUGUGACGCCCGCAACACUCAUGAUUUGAUCACAUCAACAAAUAAAGAUAAAUAUAAAUGUUACUGUGGUGGUUCUUUUACCUCAACAGUUUGGCCUAGACGUUUCAAACAAGGAUUUGUUAACGGCAUUGCAACUUUUAUCAUAACUGAUGAUCUGAAUGUCAUGCCAAACUGUCUUGACUAUGCAAGCUUUGGGCUGCUCCAGAAAUUUGGAAUAAAAAACACAAGUUCAGUGAAGGAAAUAGUUCUGAAUAUCACUAAAGAAAAGGUACUUGAUUUGUUAAAGUGUUGUUUGCUCUCCAAUUCUCCUUUGACUGAUUUAUUUUUAGGAAAGAAACCAUCUGCCGAUGUUUCUAGGUUUUCCUCAUCUGAUGUUGAAAUUAGUGGCAAUAUCCAAAUCAAUCUGAAACUAGUUAUAAGAAAAUCAGAUGGCAAGGUUUUGUGUGCUCAAGGGGAACAAGAUUUUGCAGACUUACUGUUAAGUUUUCUUACUUUUCCUUUGGGAGGAAUUAAUCGUAUAUUUGGAGAGAAUUUUUCUUUGGGCAGCAUUGGUCGAUUGUACAAGAGCAUUGCUGAAUUAAAUGAAAACAGAUAUUUGAUUACAAAAGAUGCUAAGAACAUGCUCGUUGCUCCUUGCAUUUCCCAACAGUUGAAAUUAAGCAAACCAAUAUUUUCAAUUCUUGAGCCAGGUGUUGUUGAAUAUAACUGUUAUUAUGAUGGUGGUAAUGCUAUUUGUGGUCAAUUUUUCAAUGCUGGUGAAGAUAUGAGUUCUGCAGCAAUUUGUUGGAAUUUGAAUUUUUCUAACUGUGUGGCAAGUCAUGAAGGUUAUGUCAAGGGUCCAGCUAUGUAUGUUGCUACAGAUGAUUUGAUCGUAGCACCUUUGUCUCCAAUUUCUGCAUUAGGUUUACUUAAUCGAUUCAAAAUUCCACUUGAUGAUUUGAAGGAAAAGGUUGUCACCAUUGGCAUCAAGGAGGCUCUCAGCAUAUUGAAGGCUGGUUUAACAUCGAAAUCUGCACUUACGAAUGGUCUGGCUCACCUUUUAACUGAAGUUAAGGAGGAGAAGUGAGAACUCACAUUUUGUGUUGUGUUAAGGUUCUUGGAGAAAAUUUUGUACUGGACAACAACAACACUAGAUUUACUAUUUUGAUGUUGUUAUUUCAAUUCUAGCAUUUACUAGAUUUGCUAUUUACUAGAUUUACUAUUUUGAAGUUGUUAUAUC